AUGGCUGACGCUCCUCCGACCUUCAAACUUGUGCUCGUUGGCGACGGUGGGACUGGAAAGACCACGUUUGUCAAGCGCCAUUUGACCGGAGAGUUUGAGAAGAAGUACAUCGCAACACUCGGUGUCGAAGUCCACCCUCUUGGCUUCACAACAAACUUGGGCCCCAUCCAGUUCGAUGUCUGGGACACCGCAGGGCAGGAGAAGUUUGGUGGUCUCCGCGAUGGUUACUACAUCAACGGCCAGUGCGGCAUCAUCAUGUUCGACGUCACAUCGCGCAUUACGUACAAGAAUGUACCGAACUGGCACCGCGAUCUCGUCCGUGUUUGCGAGAACAUCCCUAUCGUCCUUACGGGCAACAAGGUCGACGUGAAGGAGCGCAAGGUCAAGGCUAAGACAAUCACCUUCCACCGCAAGAAGAACCUUCAGUACUACGACAUCUCCGCCAAGUCCAAUUACAACUUCGAGAAGCCGUUCCUCUGGCUUGCAAGAAAGCUCGUCGGCAACCAGACCCUGGAAUUCGUCGCUGCACCCGCUCUUGCUCCUCCGGAAGUCCAGGUCGACCAGGCCGUCCUUGAGCAGUACAAGGAGGAGAUGGAGCGCGCCGCUCAGAUGCCGCUGCCGGAUGAGGAGGACCCGGAUUUGUAG
This is a messenger RNA of Coniosporium apollinis CBS 100218, 645 nucleotides long. RefSeq names its product GTP-binding nuclear protein GSP1/Ran. Gene Ontology annotation, biological process: ribosomal subunit export from nucleus; protein import into nucleus. NCBI's taxonomy places the organism in Eukaryota, Fungi, Ascomycota, Dothideomycetes. The coding region runs from base 1 to 645 and encodes 214 amino acids. Gene Ontology annotation, molecular function: GTPase activity; GTP binding. The record is from RefSeq and is a predicted model, not a curated record. The transcript is spliced from 5 exons. Gene Ontology annotation, cellular component: cytoplasm; nucleus.